CGUCUCCAUUGUAGACAGUGUCACUAGAAAUGAUGGCACCUACCAGCAAUGUAUCCAACAGAGGCCCAAGAUCAACAAUGGACCUGAGGCUACAGGCAAAACCCAAGGACACCCUGGACCUGUGCCAUAUUUUGAAUGAUGACAUCGCAGCCACAGUACGUAAACACCCAAAGAGAUUCACUGGUCUUGGUACACUGCCCAUGCAGGACCCAGAACUUGCUGUUCAAGAAAUGCAUCGUUGUGUGAAAGAGUUAGGAUUUCCUGGAGUUCAAAUUGGCUCCCAUAUCAACGAUUGGGAUUUGAAUUGCCCAGAGCUUUACCCAGUGUAUGCUGCUGCAGAAAAGUUAAAAUGUGCUAUAUUUGUACAUCCUUGGGAUAUGAAGAUAGAUGGGAGAAUGUCCAAGUACUGGCUUCCAUGGCUUGUAGGUAUGCCUGCUGAAACAACCACAGCAAUGUGUUGCAUGCUGUUUGGUGGCAUAUUUGAAAAAUUUCCAAAAUUGAAGGUGUGUUUUGCCCAUGGAGGUGGUGCUUUCCCUUAUACCAUUGGUAGGAUUGAACAUGGAUUCAACGUCCGACCUGAUUUGUGUGCUAUGGACAACAAGACAAACCCUCGAAAGUACCUGAACCAUUUUUACACAGACUCGUUAGUACAUGAUCCACUUGCACUAAAGCUAUUGGUGGAGGUGAUAGGGAAAGACAAGGUGAUGCUGGGGACAGAUUAUCCAUUCCCACUGGGAGAACUGAAACCAGGAACCCUUAUUGAAUCAAUUGAAGAAUUCAGCGAUGAACUUAAAGAUAAGCUCCUCGCCAAAAAUGCAUUGGAGUUCCUUGGCCUUGAAAAGAAACAGUUUAUUUGAUACAUCAGCUUUUUAACAGGCUUACUUGUUCAUUGGUUCAGAAAUAUCUAUACUGUUUGAGACAUAGUUGGAUAUGGCACUUGAUAUAAUCAUCUUCCAAAAUGAAAUUGUGUAAUUCAGUUUAUAGGAUAAGAUGACUACUAUUUCAAAAUCAACAUCCAACUCUUUUUAUUUUAACUGUUUACUGUGAAACAGCUCUGGCUUCUGUUGACCAACAGAAGCAGUCUUUAAAAUCCUUAAAUCCUUAACAUCAAUUUCAAAUGCUUUGUGAAAAGUUGCAUACUGCUAAGAAAAUCAGCAAAACUCCAUGGAGAACAAGAAUUAUAUUUUAAAAAUUUUAUAUUUGCAUCAACUUCUUGUCUGCACCAAUUGUCUUCCAGAAUUUCUGGUCAACUUUUUCUCCUAAUUUCCAAAGUGCACAUUUAUAAUAAAACGUAUUUUGGCAA
Rhincodon typus (whale shark) is the source of this 1303-nucleotide messenger RNA. RefSeq names its product aminocarboxymuconate semialdehyde decarboxylase (gene acmsd). Gene Ontology annotation, biological process: secondary metabolic process. The transcript is spliced from 7 exons. The record is from RefSeq and is a predicted model, not a curated record. Bases 30 to 857 code for a protein of 275 amino acids. Gene Ontology annotation, molecular function: hydrolase activity; carboxy-lyase activity. Lineage: Eukaryota; Metazoa; Chordata; Chondrichthyes; Orectolobiformes; Rhincodontidae. Gene Ontology annotation, cellular component: cytoplasm; cytosol.